Molecule: messenger RNA, 5352 nt
Organism: Trichogramma pretiosum
Lineage: Eukaryota; Metazoa; Arthropoda; Insecta; Hymenoptera; Trichogrammatidae
Product: neurofilament heavy polypeptide-like
Exons: 9
Coding region: 718-2754 (678 amino acids)
Source: RefSeq, a predicted model, not a curated record
GGUUCUCAUUCCCUGCGUAGCUUUUGCGUGGCACAGAGCGCUGCUCGUAUCGCCUCUGCUAUUUUUUUUCCCCUACGUAGACACACGCACACGCGCGCAUACACACACGCACACACGCACACACGCGCACACGUUCAUUCAGUGUGUAUGCUUCCACACAGUGCUGUACAUCGAAAUUACUCCACGAGCCCCGAGUGAUUCUCGCUGGACUUUCCUUGUCCUGUACACGCGCAUUCGUUCGCACUCGUCAAUUGUUCUUCGUCGUUGGUGUGUGCGCCUCUGCCGAGUUUCAAAACCCGAUAGUGCUCCGAUUUUACGCAAGUACAUUACUACUUUGUCGCGGGUGAAUCAGUGAUUUGCAACGACAUCCAUCUCUGCAUUGUGUGCCUGUGAACUUGUGCAUUGUUCGCUCGAGCAGGAUAUAUUUAUUUUUUGUGAAUAUACCAACCAGUGAUUCUAUAUAUACGCUCAAGUAUAUAUAGCCCAAGAUAUUUCCUAUAGUUUUUUGUAAUUGUUGUGCCAAGUGCAAUAGCGAGAGUUGUUCGCUUCGAUCGAGGAACGGAGUGCGGAACCAAGUUACGCACACCUCGAGCAGCCACGCGUCUUAUCUAAAAGAUAAGAAAGUUACAUUAGUGAAAAACUUGAGCGUCUUAAAGGCCACAGAGAUAACACAGAACUUGAACUACGAUUCUUGAAUCAUAGUAAAACUAAGCUAAAAUGGGUGCCCGACAAAGCAAAAGAUCCGUUGACAUAACUACAACGCCGAAAAAAGAAGGUCUGCCAGCUGAAGCCGGUGCUGCCGGCGAGGCCGUGGAAAAGAUCGAAAAAUUGGGAGUCAUCGAAGAGGUAGCCGCUGCUGACGCUAACGCCAAGCCCACCUCGAAUGGAGUAGCGCCUCACGCCGAAAAAACCGACGACAAGGAGAAAGAUAAGGAUGAAGCUACCGAGAAAGACAAGGACAACGAGAAACCUGAAGAGGCAUCAAUGAAAGAAGAAGCCAAAAAUGAACCAGUUACCGAAGAAGUUGCGGUUUCUGAUACUACGCUCGAAAAUAACGCACCUGAAUUAACGUCUCCAUCCGAACCAACCAGUCCUGCCAGUCCAACUAGCCCAUCUGAUACUCCUAACACCAAGGAAAAGAAAAAGAAGGAGAAAAAGAAGUGGUCAUUCAGAUCAAUCAGCUUCAGCAGAAAAGAUAAGAGCAGGCCAAAAGACACGGCAUCAAAGAACGGAGACGUUGCCAAGGAAGAACCUCUGGCAGAGGUAAGUGAAGCACGAUCUCUGAGAGGAAUUGGUCAGCGACUUCGCGAGCGGUUUUUUAAGGGUGGCGAAGAAGCCGAGGCAGCAGCGGCGGCCGCGACUCCCAGCAGCCCCGAGGAGCCGUCGGUAGUGAACAGCCCGACAGAGGAGAACAAACCAGAAGCCGAAGUAACUCCGGCUGUCGAGGAGAAAAAAGAGGAAGCCAAACUGGUCGAAACUGCAGCCCCUGCCUCAGCUGCUGAAGCCCCUGCCGAGGAAGCAGUUGCUCAAAAGGAGGAGGUCGUCAAGCCCGUAGAGGCUGCCGUGCCAGUCGUUGCUGAACAGAAAGUCGAGGUCAGUGCUGAGUCGGGGGCCGUCGUCGCUGACGAGAGGAAAACCACUGAGGAAACGACUAGCGAGUCACAAGUAGUCCCUCCUUCCCCGAUCAAAGCUCAAACUGACUCUACUACUACUACUACUUCUUCUGAUACCACUACCUCCUCCGCGAAGACGCUGAUAAGUUCGGAAGCCGUUUCCGCCGUAGUCGUUGAAGCACAGCCAGCGCCCGUCAGUCCCCCGUCGACGCCCAUCGACACCCUUGCUAUGCAUCAAACCCCAACCGCUACCGAGUUGGCCGAAGCUCUUGAAGAGCCCGCCGCCGUAGCUGCCGCGGCCGCGCUCGACGGUUCCGCGCCCGCGUCGAUCGCUAAAUCCGAGGCUGCCGUCGACGACGCUGUUACCGUUGCCGUUGUCGAGUCGGUCAAAGUAGAGACCAACGUCGAGCCCGAGGCAUGCCCACGAACGGACGCAUUACCAUCGCCGCCACCACCGAGCGCCGACGAGAUCGAGCCCGUGACCGAACCGCUCGUCGAAGACGACGACGACGACAGCACGCCACCGCCGCUGCCCGAGUCACCGGCUCCCGCCGAAUUGCCCAGCUCUAAAGUAGCCAGCUUUGCAGCUAGCACCAUGUUGCACGACGAAGAAGACGACGAGGAACUGCCACCCCCGCCACCCAUGGUCGAGGAAGCUGAGCUGAUUGACCAAGCUCCCCUCGUCGAGGAAGCUGCCGAGACACCCGCUGUCGAGGCCGUUGUUGCAACUCCAGUCCCAGUAGUCCCCGCGGAAGAUGUACCCGUACAGAAUGGCUUCCACGGCGAGGAGUCGCAAAAAACCACCGCUACCGUCCAAGACGAGGAUGAGGAGGAAGAGGCCCCGUCGACCCCCAUCACGAGUGACGAGGCCAAAUCAGCCGUGCAGCAGCAGGAACUUGAGACGGUCCCAGAGCCACCAAAAACAAAUGGAAUUCCUGAUGAUGCACCCGUAAGCCCACCACCAGCUAUACCUACUGAGAUAGUUCAAUUGGCACCCGCCAUCACCGAGGACGUCGCUUCAGUGAUCAAGGCCAUCGAAGAAAUUGAUAUCAACGAGAAAGCUGUCGCAGCCGCUGUUGAGAGUGCUGGAGUGAAUGAAAUCGUCGCCGAUUCGGUCCACCAAAACAACAUGAAUGAAUAAAUGCCGCUAACCGAACCGUAUUUGGGAAGAAGAAAGUUUUUUCUCUCGUUAAAACCAAAAAAGUAUAUUAUAUAGAUAUGUAUAUUUGGACCAUUCCUUUUACAAAACCGAAAAUGACGUUUUUCGUUACGAGCAACAGUAAAAAAAAUAAUAAAAGUAUAUGGAGGGACGAAGAUGACUACUAUUAAAUACUUAACGUGGUAUCGCAAUAUUGCACACAGAUUUUUUAAAGUAGGCCUAUAUUAAUUGUUCAUAUAUUCAUAAUGGCACUUGACAUCAAGCAAAUGGACUUGACAGAGAAAAAUGAUGUAGUUUUUUCUAUUGCUACUUGGAUUUAUUUGAAAAAAUUGACCAAAAGUUUUAGAUCCAAUAAAAAAGAAUGAUUUGAAUGCAUAUUAUUAAUAGAAGCGCGAAUAAAAAGUUUGAAGAAAAAUAAAUGGUAAUGUAUGACUCGAACGACCACCGUCGAUUUUUUCCGGUUUUGCAAACCGAGAGUCAUUGCCGAUUCAUAAGCUAUUUCGCGAAGCGAGCAUACGAGAAAGAAAGUUUUUAAAUACUGGGCCGUGCCCAGCCGCAGGUUAUAAUGAUAUUUCCCUGCAGAUUGUAGAAAUUUUAAAGUGUCAUUGAUUGUUAUUAAGAUUAAUAUUAAUAAUUAAAAAAGAGCAGCAUCAAAACGAAAGACAUUAAAUCUGCGAUGGACAGAAAACAAAAGUUUAACAUUUUUUUUCCUUCCAUCGCAAAUGUGUCGCUCAUCGUUUUGCACUCUACGAGAAAUACUCAAAUGAAAAUGAUUUUAAAAAAUAAAGAUAAAAAAAUGAUAGAAAGAGAAUGAAAUGGGUUACAGCCUACCGUAAAUACACUAUUAUUGUAUACUGUAGAGAAAAAACUUUGUAGGAGGACGGAAAAAAUAAACUGUGGCGAUAUUUGAUUUAGCUAAGCUUAAAAGUUUUAAAAGUGUAGCGAUGGAUGAAAGGAAAAGUAAGUGCGCAAAUAUUUGUGAAAUUGCGUAAUUUUAAUGAAUGUGAGUGCACGAAAGUAUACGAUUUGAUUAAGAAAGGAAUUCGAUGCGUAAACGGUAGACGUAUGCAGAAAAGAAAAGUAUGCUCGACAAAACGAAAAAUAUGAAGUUGCAAAUGCGGUGAAUGCAAAAUUUGAAAAUAGUUCACUUAAGGACCGGCACAUAAAUAUUGUAUGGUUAUACUCGUUAAGCACUCAUUUUCGAUAAUAUUAAAAAAUUUUUUACGCACAAGAGUUAUAAUAAUGCAACGCUUUUUUGUGAUUUAUUAUUUUCGCUACUUUUGUACGAGUACAAUCAACGAAAAACUAAGACUGCAGGUGCAAACUCUUCCAUGAGAAAAAGAAUGUCAAAAAUUUGAUAAGCCUAAUAUUGCUACGAGUUUAUAAAACAUCAUCAAAUGAAAAAUACACGAUGAUACAAAAAAUGUAUGAGAUACAUGAGUACAAGUAAACUCGAGCAGUGUAAGUGAUAUUUAAUCUAGCGUAGGGAAUGCGUUUGUAUAAAUUCAAUGUCUGUUAAGAAAAUUAAAGAAAAGAAAUAAAAAAUAAAUACGUUACUUUUUACGCACGAGAAAAAGUACAUCUUGAUCUCUUUUUGAUAAUCGGUAUACAUUGCCUAAUAUACAAUCAAAAAAAAACUUGAAACAUAAAGUUCUUAAAAGACUCAACUUUACUACAAUAUCAGCUUUAAAAUAAAAUUUUUCAUAAAACAUUUCUACGUUUAUACAGAUUUCUAGAGUGAAAAGUGAAUACUUGAACUUGGAAAUAUCCUCACCAGAAAAUUUUUACAGGAAAAACGUAGCGUAGAAACCAAUAUUCAAUAAAAAAAAAAUUAGUACAUUGGAGAAACAUGAGAAAAUAUUAAGAGAAGUAAAAUACAUUUAAUCGCACAUGCUCCCUACUCGGAUUGAGAUAAUGCAGAAAAUGAUGAAAUUCUUAGUAAGAGAGCAAAAAAGAACAUAGAAUUGAAGUUACGAGAGAUAACGAGGGAGAGUUUGCGUUCGCAAACGUCCGCAAAAGCGGCAUUGAUUUUAAAUACGAUAUAUUACUAUAAUUACUAAGGUGAGAUAGUGAGAGAAUGUGAGAUAAUGUAUGUUUGAUAAAAGUACGAGAGUAAAAAAGGAUACGAGGAGUUAAAAUUUAAAAACUGUAUAGUAAACUUUAUUCAUAAUGGGAAAUUUAACAUUAUCUGUAAUAAUAUUUACAACGAAAUUUACAUGCCGUUUCCACUAGCGAGGAACGACCGGAAGUUUAGCGACGAGAGCUAACUAUUUUUAUUUGCGCACCUUUCUAUCUUUGCUCUGCCGUACUCGUUAUUGUAUAUCGCUUUUGAAAAUGUUCUUCCACAAUUAUGGCAACACACGUUGACAGUUGAAUUCACUGCAAUUUUUUUCGGCGAACCACUAAGCCUCGAAGAGUGUCUUACUGAAGUAUCGCAAGAUCGCAGUGUUUCUACUAGAGGUUGAUUUUUCACAAGUGACAAGUUGUUCCAGUCGGCAGUUUUUUGAUCAACAGUUAUAAUAGUAAACUAAACUAUUCUACAUUAAUCUAUAACCUAUAAUAAACUGUGAAACAAAUGUA